Ostertagia ostertagi is the source of this 246-nucleotide messenger RNA. NCBI's taxonomy places the organism in Eukaryota, Metazoa, Nematoda, Chromadorea, Rhabditida, Trichostrongylidae. The record is from the annotation of a GenBank genome assembly.
GGAAAUCAGCGGGAUCUUGCUCGUGAAAGGAAUUUGAAAAAGCAGUUGGAACAGAAGAAAAAGGCUGGAGCAGCUGCAAAAGAAGGGAAUGCGGGCCUUUCAACAGACGCAAGAAAGAUUCGUGAUGCUGAAGUGAUGCGAAUCAAACAAGAGAAGGCUGCAGCAAAAAAAGCCGCCGACGAUGCAGCAAAAGCUGCAGACGCGAAGAAGUUGACCAAAAUUGACCCGCUCAAGAUAUCGGAGUGA